Messenger RNA from Manihot esculenta (cassava), 3410 nucleotides. Its product is annotated as G-type lectin S-receptor-like serine/threonine-protein kinase At4g27290. The record is from RefSeq and is a predicted model, not a curated record. Gene Ontology annotation, molecular function: ATP binding; protein serine/threonine kinase activity. The transcript is spliced from 7 exons. Gene Ontology annotation, biological process: protein phosphorylation; recognition of pollen. Lineage: Eukaryota; Viridiplantae; Streptophyta; Magnoliopsida; Malpighiales; Euphorbiaceae. Bases 685 to 3150 code for a protein of 821 amino acids.
AAGUUAUUAUUAUUACUAUUAUUAUCAUUGAAUUUUGGUCGAAUUUAACUACAUGAUAACAAAGAAAAAAAAAAAAAAACAUUUCAGACCUUAUCCAAAGAAAUAUGUGAAGUUACAUACUAAAUUUAAGUAUUAUGUGUAUGAUAGCGGUCUUUGACAAAAGCAAGGGAUAAAGAUUUCAGCUUGUAGGCAAUCACUUUGCGCCUAUUUUGACUGUAAUUACAUUUUACUAGUCUACGCUUCUGGAUGCCAUAUAUUCGCGGUUUUCUGGAAUUCUGUAUCGGGGAUCUUAUUCAAUAUCACUCUCCUCAGGCUUUUGACGUCCUUUAUAGGCAGGUUUCCUUGCCUAGCAGGUGUUUGCUGUUAUGUUUAUGAGAGAAAUGAAAGGAGUCUGCGUUGAUGGACAACUGUCCUGAGUCGUUAAAGCAGUUGCUUUUCCUGGGUCAAUGUGACGGUGAUCAAACGAUAUUGAAUCAAAUGAAGAAUUUUCAACAAUCACGACUAAUGCCUCUAUGAUUGAAUUAAAUAGGGAUACUCUUGUUUCUAGCUGCAUUUUCUCAUUCAUGAUGUCGCCAUCCAACAGCUGGUGCCCUUUUUCGAAUGCCUACAAGUCUUUACUUUUUCACCUGCUCAUACAUGUGGAUUUUAGAACUUGGAAACGCAGACUUUUAACAAUAGACGACAAUGGAUAUUGCUUCACUUGCUCUUCUCUGUACCGCUACCAAUCUUCUCAUUUUCCUCCUCAAAAUCUCCACUGCCCUAGACACCAUUUCUCCCUCCGAAUCUUUGACCGAUGGCAAGACCUUGGUUUCCAGAGAUGGAACAUUCGAACUGGGUUUCUUCAGUCCCGAUGAUUCCGAGAAACGUUACUUGGGAAUUUGGUACGGAAAUAUUCCCGUUAGAACUGUUGUUUGGGUUGCAAAUAGGAAUAUUCCAAUUAAUGGUUCUUCUGGUUUGUUGACUAUAAACAGCACUGGCAGUCCCGAGCUUCUUAGUGAGAACAAGACUGUUGUUUGGUCAGUAUCUAACUUUACAAAAGAAGCACGAGAGCCAAUUAUGCAGCUGUUGGAUUCAGGAAAUUUAGUUUUAAGAAACAAAAUUGAUGAAGAUUCAGGAAUCUACUUGUGGCAAAGCUUUGACUAUCCAUGUGAUACAUUGCUACCUGGAAUGAAGCUGGGAUGGGACUCAAAGACCAGACUUAAUAGACAUCUAUCUUCGUGGAAGAGCUCAACUGAUCCAUCUCUUGGAGACUUUAUGUGGGAGGUACAACUGAACAGUAAUCCUGAGCUAGUUAUGUGGAAGGGCACAGAGAAAUACUACAGGAGUGGCCCAUGGAAUGGUAUUUCGUUUAGUGGAGGCAUCGCACUAAAGCCUAACCCUAUUUUUGGGUACAAUUUUGUGUCAACUGAGGAUGAGGUAUACUACAUAUUCAACCUCAAAAAUAACUCUCUAUUAACAAGGAUAGUUAUGAAUCAAACCACAUAUACUCGUCAGCGGUACACUUGGAAUGAUGUCAAUCGAAGUUGGGUCCUCUAUGACAAUGUGCCAAGAGACCGUUGUGACGCCUAUGGCCUUUGUGGUGCCUAUGGAAAUUGUGUAGCCAGUGAAUUGCCAGUUUGCCAAUGUUUAAGAGGCUUCAAGCCUACAUCAUUAGAGAGGUGGAAUUUAAUGGAUUGGACUCAAGGGUGCAUGCGCAAUAAACCUUUAAACUGUGAGACAGGAGAUGGAUUUGUUAAAUUUUCUGGGUUAAAGUUGCCAGAUACUACGCAUUCUUGGGCAGACAAAACAAUGAAUCUCAGGGAAUGCAGGACUAAAUGCUUACAGAAUUGUUCUUGCAUGGCAUAUUCAAAUUUAGAUGUUACUCAACGUAGCAGUGGAUGUGCUAUUUGGUUUGGUGACUUGAUGGAUAUGAGACAGUUACCAGCUGAUGGGGGGCAGGAACUAUAUAUUCGAAUGAGUGCUUCAGAAACAGGAAAAGCAAAACCUGUGAUGAAGAUAGCAAUAAUAACUUCUGCUACUGUUGCAAUGGUCUCUGGGAUACUUAUGAUCAGCUUCGCCAUAUACAAACGGAAGACCAAGUCCCCGGAGCAAACAGCGAAUAAUACACACAACAAUCAGAACAAUAAUUACCAAAAUGAAGAUUUUGAGCUACCAUUGUUUGAGUUAUCUACAAUAGUUAAUUCCACCGAUAACUUUUCAGUCAACAACAAGAUAGGAGAAGGUGGUUUUGGACCUGUAUACAGGGGUACGCUAACAGAUGGGCAAGAAAUUGCUGUGAAGAGGCUAUCAAGGAGUUCCGGACAAGGAUUAAAUGAGUUCAAAAAUGAAGUGAUACUUAUUGCGAAACUUCAACACCGAAAUCUUGUAAAGCUUCUUGGUUGUUGCAUUCAAGGAGAGGAGAAAAUGUUGGUCUAUGAGUACAUGCCCAAUAAAAGCCUUGACUCCUUCAUUUUCGAUCAAACAAGAAGCAAACUGCUAGACUGGCCCAAGCGUUUCAAUAUUAUCUGUGGGAUCGCUAGGGGCCUUCUGUAUCUGCAUCAAGAUUCAAGAUUGAGGAUCAUACAUAGAGAUCUCAAAGCAAGUAAUGUAUUACUUGAUAAAGAGAUGAAUCCUAAAAUUUCAGAUUUUGGCAUGGCUAAAACCUUUGGAGGUGAACAAACUGAAGGAAACACGAAUAGGGUGGUUGGAACUUAUGGAUAUAUGGCACCGGAAUAUGCUACCGAUGGGAUCUUCUCAGACAAAUCUGACGUUUUUAGUUUUGGCAUCUUAAUGCUUGAGGUAAUAAGUGGUAAAAAAAGUAGAGGGUAUCAUCAACCAAACCAUAGUCAUAACCUCAUUGGACAUGCUUGGAGACACUGGAAAGAAGGCAAGUGCUUGGAAUUGAUCGAUUCAGUAUUAGGAGAGUCAUAUCAUCUAUUGGAAGCAAUGCGAUGCUACCAUAUUAGCCUCUUAUGUGCGCAACAUCAUGCUGAGGACAGGCCAAGUAUGGCACUUGUGGUUUUGAUGUUAGGCAGUGAGAUUCCAUUGCCUGAACCCAAAGAACCUGGUUUUUUUAAUGACAAAGGUGGACUUGAAGAACAAUCUUCAUCGAGCAAAAUGGGAUCAUCUUCAAGCAAUUUAAUGACAAUCUCAUUGCUGGAAGCUCGAUAGAAGAUCAUUUACUAGUUUUAUAUGCAGAUAGACCCCUUCAGUGCAAAGGAAUUUAUAUGACAAUUUUCCAGUUCAGCAUGUACAUAAAUGCUGCAAGGAGUUCAGAUAACAAAGUAAUGGGAGCUGUAGUUAUUAUAGUUUGGUGGGAAGUCUUUGGUUUUUAUGCUACGGUAAGUGAAGUCUUUAAGCUUUAUUAUUCAGAAAGUAAGAAUUUAUAAUUUUAUUUAUUUUAAAAUAAAAAAAAAUUAAAUUAAAAAAAA